Diutina rugosa is the source of this 1332-nucleotide messenger RNA. It is a transcript of the gene FGR10, whose product is annotated as Fgr10p. NCBI's taxonomy places the organism in Eukaryota, Fungi, Ascomycota, Pichiomycetes, Serinales, Debaryomycetaceae. Gene Ontology annotation, biological process: protein maturation. The transcript has a single exon. Bases 1 to 1332 code for a protein of 443 amino acids. The record is from RefSeq and is a predicted model, not a curated record. Gene Ontology annotation, molecular function: threonine-type endopeptidase activity.
AUGGUUUUACUUAUUCACAUUGGUGCUGGCAACCACGGGUCUCUGCGAAAACAACAAUACCGAAAGCUAAUUCAGCAGGCGCUUUUGCUGGGGCUGGCAAUGGCCGCCCUGGAGAUCCUUGAGAGGCUGGAGUUUACCAACACCGGCUACGGCAGCUCCCUCAAUUUGAACGGCGCCGUCGAAUGCGACGCCUCCUUCAUCAUGAGCCUGGUCCCGUUAUCCAAUCAUCAGACCCCGGCGGUGGGCACCCCCAGCGACGUCUUUCUCGAUAGCGUUAGCGUCGACCCCCUCGACCGCAACUCGUCCCGCCUGCCCCUGCUGGUACUGCUUGCCAGUCCCGACGGCUUGCUCGUCAAUGAGCGGAAGCUCUACCCUACUAAACGUCUUCGAUUGGAUAGCAUGGCGUCGGCCCGAGUUCCCGUGGUGGAGGACUCGCUUCGCGUGGCGGGGUUGCGGUCGCCUCCCCAAAGAGGUACGGUGGUGGGGAUCCACGAUAGCGCUACUCCCAUCACCACUGCCGUCAAAGUGUUUGAAGGGAUAUCGCAAUUGUACGACGACCGCAAUUUCCGUCGUUACGGCAUCACGGUCCCGUUACUGAUUAAUUACCGCUGCAUCGAGCCCGACGACCCGUACUUCGCUGAUUUGCCUCGCCUGGACCCCAAGUCGCUCAUCCUGCCGCCGGCGCAACAGUUCUACGACUUGGUGUGCUCGCGGUUGGCCGUGGGUGGCUCACCUCCGAAAGCUGAUGCCCAAGUGCUCGACACCAUUGGCCUUGCCGAAAUCACUCCCUUGGAAACAACGGUGCUCACUCUGUCUGGGGGUAACUUCUUUAAGCUUCCCGGGCGCAUUGGCUGCGCCGGCGAGGUUGGCGGCGCCGUCGACUUAUUUCACCAAAACGACUAUGAGGUGGCGUGCAUGUGUCUGGGCAACGGCGAGGAUAUCAUGACGAUGAAGCUCUCCCACGAGAUCGUCCGCCAAGUGGGGAAACACCCCGAGGACUCGUACCCUGAAGAUAUUGUGCACAUCAUUGAGGACCUCCGCGAAGGGUUCAAUCUCCAGGCAGUGAACACCAAGCUGGAAACCAUCGUGUACGUCGGCGUCGUCGUCACCAUCCACAACCUCACCACGGGCGAGGUGCGCAUCCUCUACUGCCACCUGACGGAGUCGUUUUACUUCGGGUUCCACAACCACGGCGACGACAAGCCCCACGUCGUCUUGAGCAAGUUGGACGACUUCGACAUGGCGGGCAAGCUGUGGACGUACGGCGAGUUUAAAUGCUUGGACCUGUGCUUCACAAAGUUGUCGCUGGCGAGUGAUACGAGCCUGCGGUAG